Penicillium salamii is the source of this 1479-nucleotide messenger RNA. The record is from the annotation of a GenBank genome assembly. NCBI's taxonomy places the organism in Eukaryota, Fungi, Ascomycota, Eurotiomycetes, Eurotiales, Aspergillaceae.
AUGCCUCGGCUGUCCGGAGUGCCUUCUCUUACCCCGGAUCCUAGCAUUCUCCAAUUUUAUAUUCGGAUCCCACUGGUCAAUCAUGAGUCUAGCAUGGCGUACAGCUCUGAGAUCGAGAGUGUUAAGCAGACCUAUCAGGCCACCCCGCUAUUCUACCAGCAGCUCGGUAUGAGCUCUUCCAAGAUCAUCCUCGAAGAGGAAGCUGACUGUCUAAAGAUCAGCCAAGAGAGCUCGGCUCCUAAGCCGCAGCUCACCACCAGGCAGUGGAAGGGCAGGUAUGAGGCGGCUUGGUCCAGACCAGACAUUCUGAAGAUCCCACGAGUACGACGGGGGAAUAAAGAAGUUACCCUGCAAUUAGAAAAUUGCCAAUGUCCCAAAUGCAUUCACCCGGAUACAAAGCAAAGAGCAUCCGAUACAUUUGCGAUACCGUUAAAGGUCAAAGCCAACUCGGUUGAACAUAAGGAGACUGGCCUAGAGAUUUCAUGGUCGGAUAAUCAUACCGGAUUCUAUCCGUAUGAAUGGCUACACCCACAUACACAAAACAAGCAUGGGGAUCGCCUAGAACAAAACCGAUUGAAGCCUGCCCGUGACACUGCACCAGGCCCGCGUACCUUCAAUCCAGUCCCGGCUUCCGAUCAAAGCCCCAGGAUUUCUUACGAUGAGGUCAUGUCAGAUGAUAAAAGGCUCUCCGUCUGGUUACAACUUAUUUGGACUCGAGGAUUCUGUUUUGUGGACGGCGUUCCCACGACCCCAGAAGCGACCAAGGGGCUCAUCGAGCGUAUUGCUUUUAUCAGACAUACGCACUAUGGUGGAUUCUGGGACUUCACGGCAGAUUUGACUUUCAAGGAUACUGCAUACACUAACGAAUUCCUGGGAGCUCACACCGACAAUACUUACUUCACCGACCCUGCGAGACUUCAGCUAUUCCAUCUCCUGUCCCACACCGACGGGUCCGGGGGAGAGAAUCUUCUCGUCGAUGGAUUUGCUGCUGCCGCUCAACUACGUUCCGAGAAUCCCACUCAUUACAACGAACUUGCAAGGCACAGACACCCAUGGCAUGCGAGCGGCAAUGACGAUUCUUGCAUUCAACCCUCCGCCCAAGCGCCCGUCUUCUCAAUCCAUCCAGAUCUGGACAAGAUGUACCAGAUCCGUUGGAACGACUAUGAUCGUGCGCCUAAGGUCAAUUGGUCGGCGGAGGAACAGCUUGCGUGGUACCGCGCUGCGCGCCACUACAACGAGAUCUUGCAGAGCCGAGAGAUGUGGCAGAAGCUUGAGCCGGGCUCAGCUUUGAUCUUCGAUAAUUGGAGGAUGUUGCAUGGUCGCUCCCAAUUCACCGGAAAGAGGAGAAUGUGCGGUGGCUACAUCAACAAUGAUGACUAUAUCUCUCGCCUUCGCAUGCUCAAAUACGGCCGGGAAUGUGUGCUGAACAACCUUGGUAACUUGCGAAACGUCUCUUCGAACCCAUACUCUAUUGUAUAG